Molecule: messenger RNA, 465 nt
Organism: Arctia plantaginis
Lineage: Eukaryota; Metazoa; Arthropoda; Insecta; Lepidoptera; Erebidae
Source: the annotation of a GenBank genome assembly
AUGCAUCCAAACAAUAAAACCUGCUGUCUUCUUAAUCACGUCUCCGGUACAGACAAACCGCAUUACAGCCAGUUGAGGAGACAAUUGCCGGGCCCCCCCGGGCCAUCAAGACCGACAAUCGUCCACUUUAACAGUACCCGUUGUCUAAUCUCGUGGGCAGUUAGCGAUAACCCAUUGGUCACCGAGACCUGUCCCUUUAUUGCAUCGCCCACGCUCAACCGUAUCGCUGGCGGAGAAUCCCACGGAGACAUUAAAAACUUUACAGAUCCUGCUCUAUCUGGUACAAGUUGUGACAAUAGUACAUUGGUAUGGUUGAACGAAGUGGACAACCUCUCUGUAACGUGGGCGUUAAAAAUAAACUCUUCAGGACAUUUAGAAGGGGAUAAAAUGGAUCCUAUCAAGUUACAAGCAGGUUUGGACAGGUAUUGGCUAGGCAUAAAUAAGAAGCUUAAGAAGAAACCAUGA